Talaromyces rugulosus is the source of this 1083-nucleotide messenger RNA. RefSeq lists its product as uncharacterized. Gene Ontology annotation, molecular function: fructose-bisphosphate aldolase activity; zinc ion binding. The record is from RefSeq and is a predicted model, not a curated record. Lineage: Eukaryota; Fungi; Ascomycota; Eurotiomycetes; Eurotiales; Trichocomaceae. Gene Ontology annotation, cellular component: cytosol. Gene Ontology annotation, biological process: glycolytic process; gluconeogenesis. Bases 1 to 1083 code for a protein of 360 amino acids. The transcript has 4 exons.
AUGGGUGUUCUCGAGAAACUGUCCCGCAAGAGCGGUGUCAUCGUCGGCGAUGACGUUCUCCGUCUGUUCGAAUACGCCCAGGAGAAGAAAUUCGCCAUCCCGGCCAUUAACGUGACCUCUUCCUCGACCGUUGUCUCCUCUCUGGAGGCUGCCCGCGACAAGAACUGCCCCAUCAUCCUCCAGAUGUCCCAGGGUGGCGCUGCCUACUUUGCUGGCAAGGGUGUCGCCAACGGCAACCAGGAGGCUUCCAUUGCUGGCGGUAUCGCUGGUGCCCACUACAUUCGCAGCAUUGCGCCCGCCUACGGCAUCCCCGUCGUGCUGCACACCGACCACUGCGCCAAGAAGCUGCUGCCAUGGUUGGAUGGCCUGCUCGACGCUGACGAGGCCUACUUCAAGCAGCACGGCGAGCCUCUCUUCUCGUCUCACAUGAUCGAUCUGUCCGAGGAGCCGGUCGACUGGAACAUCGAGACCACUGCCAAGUACCUCAAGCGCGCUGCUCCCAUGAAGCAAUGGCUCGAGAUGGAAAUCGGUAUCACCGGUGGUGAAGAAGACGGUGUCAACAACGAAGACGUCGACAACAACUCGCUCUACACCCAGCCCGAGGACAUCCUGGCCAUCUACAACGCGCUGUCCGCGGUCAGCCCGUACUUCUCGAUUGCUGCCGGAUUCGGUAACGUGCACGGUGUGUACAAGCCCGGCAACGUGCGUCUGCACCCAGAGCUGCUCAAGAAGCACCAGCAGUACGUCAAGGAGAAGAUCGGCUCGUCCAAGGACAAGCCCGUCUUCUUCGUCUUCCACGGCGGCUCCGGCUCGUCCAAGGAAGAGUACAAGGAGGCCAUCAGCUACGGCGUGGUCAAGGUCAACGUCGACACGGACAUGCAGUUUGCCUACCUGGCCGGCGUGCGUGACUACGUGCUCAAGAAGAAGGACUACCUGCUGACCGCAGUCGGCAACCCGGACGGCGCGGACAAGCCCAACAAGAAGUUCUUCGACCCACGUGUGUGGGUGCGCGAGGGUGAGAAGACCAUGAGCGUGCGCGUGCAGGAGGCUCUGGCCGACUUCAACACUGCUGGACAGUUGUAG